Raphanus sativus (radish) is the source of this 2172-nucleotide messenger RNA. RefSeq names its product protein MLN51 homolog. Gene Ontology annotation, biological process: mRNA processing. Gene Ontology annotation, molecular function: mRNA binding. Gene Ontology annotation, cellular component: exon-exon junction complex. The record is from RefSeq and is a predicted model, not a curated record. Lineage: Eukaryota; Viridiplantae; Streptophyta; Magnoliopsida; Brassicales; Brassicaceae.
AUGGGCCCAGAUGUGGUAGAAGAGGCGGACUAUGAGAGCGAUCCCGAGGAACUGAAGCGCUCCUUGGCUACCAGGAGGAGAGAAGCGAGCGAUGAUGAGGAUGAGAACCGGGGAGAAAUUCAGAGUGCUGACGUCGAUUCCGAUGAACAGAGUGCUGUCGUGGAGUUUGAUAACGAUGCAGAUGACAUAGAAGGUGACGAUAGCUAUGAUGAAGAUGGUGAUUAUGGAGAAGUUGAUGAAGAGAAGAUGGAAUACAAGACGACAAGUGUUGCUGGCAAGGCUGAGCCUAAGGGAACGGAGGACUGUGUUGUUGUGGAUGGAGAAGAACCAAAGCAGAAGGAACCUUUUGCAGUGCCAACUGCUGGAGCUUUUUAUAUGCAUGAUGACAGAUUUCAGGAAUUGGAUGCUGCCCCUAAUAGGCGAAUGCCUGGUGGUAGGAGGCUCUGGCCAUCCCGAGAUGAAAGAAAAUGGGGACAUGACAAAUAUGACGAGAUGAAUACACAAGAAAACCAAUAUGAUAAGAGGAGUUCCAGAGGCCGAGUCAGAGGACGUGGUCAGGAGCGUGGAUAUUCUCGAGAGAGCAAUUCUAAAGUGGUUACCAACAAUGGACACCAAGAUCAGUUUCCUAAAGCUGUCAUAAGAGGGAGAGGGCCCAGACGACAUGAAGUUGCUUUGAGAAAAGGCACUAAAGCACCUUCUCUGCAAACCAAACAGUCCCAGAAUUCUUUUGUAAAAGCGUCACACGUUGAUCCAGGACGUGUACCAACAGAAACAGACAGCAUAGACACUGAAGCCAAGAUAAAUAUAGUUGCUUCGAGCUUAAACUCAGCUUCUCCUCCAUUUUAUCCUUCAGGUUCCUCCAAUAGCUUGGCACAAAAGGAUUUACAAGCUGGCAUGGGUAGACUGCACGUUAAUGGAAGCCCUACGCCGCCUGGAAAGAAGUUUGGGAAUACAAAAUCUAGCUCUUCGUGGGUACGCACUACUAGUCAAGGUAGAGGUGCACCUCCCCCUGGGAAAGUGCUUCAUCAAGGUGACAAUGUUUUUUCGCCUAUGCAAAUCCGGGGAAUUUCAAAAGACACUGAAGGCUGUCAACCUCCUGGUGAGGCUUGUGAUCAACAACCAGCUGUUAUCAGCUUGCUGCUUUCUUUUCUACCGAAAAUUGGCUCAUCAAAAAAUCUGUAUAUUUCUGGUGAAACAGGGUCAGUCACAGAAACUGGUGCUUUGGUUGCCAAGGGAAAAGGUACACUCCAGCCUAGUGGAAGAGGGUCUUUCAUGUAUGGAGGGACACAAUUUAUGGGCCCAGGCGGGGGCAUGGCGAAUGGUCAUAGCAAUCCCAAUUUCCCUGCUUUUCUGCCUGUUAUGCAAUUCGGUGGUCAGCACGGUGGUGUACCGACUUUCGGAGUGGCUCUUCCGGGAUAUGUCCAACCAGAAAAUGGUACGGGAAAUCCUGAGAUGACAUGGCUGCCAAUUUUGACUGGCCCGGGAGCACUGGGGGCGUCAUAUCCUCCACCUUAUGCUGCAAUUGAUGGUUCUUACCAAGUACACAAAUCAGGGUUACCUUCCUCUGCGGGACUAUCCAGCCAACAGAACAGUUCGAAGAACACUACUGAUGAAGAGAAGCCUGUGGAGAGACAUGAGGCUACAGACAAUGGGACACCACAACGGUCGAACAGCAACCCAAACAAGCAGCCUCGUAGAUACUCGGAGAUGAGCUUUAGCAAAUGAGUGCGAAGUAUAAAGAAGGCAAAGAACGGUCCUCUCUUGUUAGAAUAAGUUGAAAGAGGAGUUGUCUGUGUGUGUGUAUGGGAGAGAGGAAGAGGUCCUCCUUUGCUGCAGGUUCUGUUGGCUCUCCUCUGCGGGAGCACUAUGGGCUGCUAUUGUUACAGAUUUUACUAGGAGGUUGUUGCGCCUUAAAAAGAGCUUAGUUUUGUGAGCUUUGCGCUGUCUGUAAUUUUUAUUCUUUUAGUUCAUUUUGCUUAGUUUUUCUUUAAGAUGAUUUGUAAUGUUGAGAACUUGACAUGCGUUUUGGUUUUUGUGGUCUGGUACUUGCUUAAGGUUGUGUGUACGGAAGUCCCUCUUUACAAUUUGCGCAUUUUGAGUUUCUGUUCAUUUUGGAAUCGAUCAUAUUAUUGGUUAAUCUCCUUUCAGUAAAAGAAAGAUGUAUUAUAUCGA